Ceraceosorus bombacis is the source of this 782-nucleotide messenger RNA. NCBI's taxonomy places the organism in Eukaryota, Fungi, Basidiomycota, Exobasidiomycetes, Ceraceosorales, Ceraceosoraceae. The record is from the annotation of a GenBank genome assembly.
AUGGACUCGACCUCGACUCCGGCGUCAAGCUCUCCCGCUCCAGCACUCUCCGAGGAUAUUCUAACACUUCCAAACGUUCUCACGAUCUUGCGACUAGCUUCCACUCCCUUGCUGGGUUAUCUCGUCGUUCAAGGUCACAUGGAGCAUGCAUGCGUGCUGCUCUUCGUAUCUGGCCUGACGGACGUGCUGGACGGCUGGAUAGCAAGGGCAAGAGGAAGCUAUACAGUCUUUGGAAGCAUUGCUGAUCCUGCUGCGGACAAGGCGCUCAUGACCGUCAUGGUGUUGGCUCUAGCGUACCGCGGUCUAUUACCAGGUGAGUAUGUCUCAUCGCCAACGACGUAGCUGCGGCAGUUCCACUGACGCGCAGGCCUCGCUCUCGCCUUGCAGCUUCACUCGUCGCACUCAUUCUGGGUCGAGACAUUGCGCUGGUCAUCAGCGCUUUCUUUGUCCGGUACAGAACGCUUCCAGAACCAAAGACUUUUUCGCGCUACUUCAAUCCUCGCUUGCCCUCCGCCACAGUCACACCGACGCAACUUUCAAAGUACAAUACCUUUCUUCAGCUAUUACUGGUGGGCGGGGCGACGCUCUUGCCGAUCACUCCCGAGUGGUUUCAAGAAGCCUCGCAAACGCCAUGGAACAUUUACAUGGCGCUCGUCGCCAUCACCACGGUGUGGAGCGGCGUGGGCUACUUGGGAGGCGGUGGAUCUGCUAAAUUUCUUGGCAACAAGGCGAGGGAAGUCGCUGCUAAGCGGUUCAAGGGCAGCAAGCAGGAUAAGUCGUGA